Molecule: messenger RNA, 1867 nt
Organism: Fusarium oxysporum Fo47
Lineage: Eukaryota; Fungi; Ascomycota; Sordariomycetes; Hypocreales; Nectriaceae
Product: acyl transferase/acyl hydrolase/lysophospholipase
Exons: 6
Coding region: 129-1832 (567 amino acids)
Biological process (GO): arachidonate metabolic process
Cellular component (GO): membrane
Source: RefSeq, a predicted model, not a curated record
CGGCAAGCAUUGACCUUUAUAAAUCGAGUCAAUAACCCACUACGGAAGUUUAAAGGCUUGCAUUAGAUCAUUGAUCACCAACAUCCUUACUAGCAGACCGUUUCUUCCUAGCCCCCAUACACGCAACCAUGUCAGAUGAAAGUCCGAAGAAACUCAAGUUCCUCUCACUUGAUGGAGGUGGUGUAAGAGGCUUGUCAUCUCUUAUAAUUCUCAAAAGGGUCAUGGACAUUCUUGGGGCCAAAAUGAAACGACAGGACUUGCAGCCAUAUCAGUACUUUGACCUGAUCGGAGGCACAAGCACUGGCGGUAUAAUCGCGCUGAUGCUCGGUCGUAUGCGAAUGAGCAUAGAUGACUGCAUCAACGAGUACCAGCGACUUGGAAGCAUUGUCUUCGGAAAGCCACGAAACGGCGAGUACAUGUUCGAUGAGAAGAUCCUCGUCCGUGAGACAAAGGCUGUCGUUGCGAAGUACUUAGGUAAAGAGGAUGCACCACUUCUCGACCCUCUCGGCGAUGAUGCAUGCAACACUGUAGUUUAUACUAUCCCAUACCAAAAUGCAGUUCAGCAAACAGCUACUGCUUUGCGUUCGUACAUCAACGAAGACAAGGAUCCGAGACCUAAGGCGUGGACUAUCUGGGAAGCUGUGAGAGCGACAUCAGCUGCACUUACCGUUUUCGAGCCCUUCGUUCAUGGUCCACCUGGGAAAGAAGUUCGAUACAUGGAUGCUGGCUUUGGGUACAACAACCCAAGCGAUCUAAUUCUUCAAGAGGCUAGAAGUCUUUGGGAAGGCGAUCAUUACCUAACACUCAACUCCGACGUCGGAGUAUUUCUCAGUCUGGGCACUGGCAUGGGCCAUAUCGUCCGAAUGGACAACGACACCGUCAUACAAACUGUCACCGCCAAGUUCCGAGCACCCAUCAAGGCAGUCGACGCCAUGAAGCAGAUCGUCACUGGGACUAACAGAAUACACCGAAUCGUUGCGGAUCAAUUUGGCUCGAACAGCAUUAGGUACUACCGGUUCAACGUGGACCAAGGUCUUGAAGGCGUGAAGCUGUUCGAUCACAAGAGGAGAGAGGAUAUGGAGGUUGAUACUGAUGCAUAUCUGGAGAAAUUCGAAGUGGGGAGACAGGUGAAGAAAUGCGUGGAUGUCAUGAAGGUUUUGCCAGUGCGAGAACCUGGCCUCUUGGAUAAUCGGCACGACGAAGAGGAUAUAUAUAGUCUUGGAGAUGACGGAACUCCAGAACAACGGAAGUUAUUGGAGAGGUUGAGGGCUUUGAGAAUAAACCGUGAGUACUUUGAAAGGCACCAAAAGGACUGGGAGAGUCAGGUCAAUAAGCCAGAGGCGAAGUACCAUAAGCGUCUUUACAGAGAAGUCGAAACAGUAGGGUAUUUAUGGAACGCCGUUGUCCAAGCCGAUUUGCUCGACGAGCGAGGUCGAGAGAUCUUGGUGUCAUGCACACCAAACCCAGACCGCCCUCAGCUCAAGGUUAUGGACGAAUGCAAAGCCAUUGCAUAUUACAGUCCCGCAGACGAAACCCCAGAGAGAGUUGCGGCAAGAAUAGAACUCGCCAACCAGGAUCUCUCUAAUGCUUUUCACAUCCUCCGCCAACUACUCUGCACGGCUGCAGCAUAUUGGGAGGAGCAUAGUUUUGUAUACUGCUGGGUUGCGAAGAGAAUGGGCGGUAUUCUGGAACUUUGGGGAUGUCGCCGAGAGGCGAGGAACCUGUACUUGGUAGCGAGAGACGGGAAGGUCAAGAUGUUUGGGGCAGAUCAUUGGUCUGUUAGGAAUUUGCAGGAUAAGUUGGAGAGGUUGACAUAUACACUUCGAGAAUAGAGAUUUGAGUUGGAUCAUCUCCUAUCGAUCUCAAG